Drosophila miranda is the source of this 1407-nucleotide messenger RNA. Its product is annotated as cytosol aminopeptidase-like. Gene Ontology annotation, molecular function: metalloaminopeptidase activity; manganese ion binding. Gene Ontology annotation, biological process: proteolysis. The transcript has 2 exons. NCBI's taxonomy places the organism in Eukaryota, Metazoa, Arthropoda, Insecta, Diptera, Drosophilidae. The record is from RefSeq and is a predicted model, not a curated record. Bases 62 to 1345 code for a protein of 427 amino acids. Gene Ontology annotation, cellular component: cytoplasm.
UGGCUGAAAAAUAAGAGAACUUUCGUAACAUGUCGCGAGGGACUGUCACUAUCAUUAAGCGAUGAAGUCUGUACGCUUGAUGCACGCCCUGUGCAGGCGUGUCCAGCACACAUUCCUGGCCAGACGCAGAGAUGUGGAACAGCGACGGCACUACGCCGAGAAAUGUGACUCGGUGAUCAAAGGCGUUGUGGUGGGCGUGUACGCCAAGGAGGUCGACCGCCAGCCCAAGAUGACACCAUCCGGCGAGAAGUUUGACGAUCGCGUCCAGGGUAAGAUCACUGAUCUCAUACGCGAGACGGGCCUGAGUGGCCAGCUGGGAAAAGGCCGUGUCUUCAUGAACGUGGAUGCGGAGUUCCGUGCGGUGGCCGUGGUCGGCGUGGGACAGGAGGGGGCCGGCUUCAACGACCUGGAGAUGACCGACGAGGGAAUGGAGAACGCUCGCGUCGCUGCCGGCGUGGGGGCUCGUUCCCUUCAACUGCAGGGCUGCACAGAUGUCUUCGUGAAGUCGAUGGAGUAUGCGGAGCAGGCGGCCGAGGGGAGCGCCUUGGCCGUCUGGCGCUACAACACCAACAAGCGCCGUCGGGACCGCACACUCAUUCCCAAACUGGAGCUGUACGACUCUCCCGACUCGGAUGCCUGGAUGCGGGGCCUGUUCAAGGCCGAAUCGCAGAACCUGGCCCGUCGCCUGGCCGAUACGCCGGCCAAUCAGAUGACGCCCACAAUCUUCGCCCAGUCAACGGUGGAUGCCCUGUGCCCCUGCGGGGUAUCUGUGGAGGUACGCAGCAUGGAUCGAGUCCAAGAGCUUGAACAGCUUCUUGAUGGUGGCCAAGGGCAGCUGCGGGCCGCCGAUCACCUUGGAAAUCGCCUACUGCGGCACCGCACCCGAGGACAAGCCCAUCCUCCUGCUGGGCAAGGGCAUCACAUUCAACAGCGGAGGCCUCUGCCUCCGUCCCAAGGACUGCUUGUCCAUGUACCGCGGCUGCAUGUCCGGUGCAGCCGCCUGCGUGGGCGUCAUCCGAGCCGCCGCUGCGCUAUCGCUGCCCCUAAACAUAACGGCACUGCUGCCGCUGUACGAGAAUAUGCCCUCCGGAAUGGCGGCCAAGCCUGGCGACGUGGUGUCCCUCCUCAAUGGCAAAACUCUCGGCUUCGUGGACGUCAGCAAGGCUGGUGUGAUGGCCAUGGCCGAUCCCUUGCUCUACGCCCAGACGAUCUACAAGCCGCGCAUGGUCGUGCACAUUGCUACAGUGGGCUACGCCGUCUGCCCAGCGCUGGGCGGAGCAGCAGCCGGGAUUUUCAGCAAUUCGAACUUCGUCUACAAGCAGUUCGAGAAUGCCGGUGCCCUUAAGGGGGAUCGCGUUUGGCGUCUGCCCCUGUGGCGCUACUUCAAGGAGCUGAUCAAGCCGAACG